AUGCCGGUCGACAAACUGCACGCGGCCGUCCUCGAGCGCAUCUUUGCGCUCGCGUCGCUCGACCAGGCGCUGUGGGAGACGCCCGACUACGCGACCCUCAAGGCGUGCGCGCUCGUCUACUCGCACUGGCGUCACCCUGCCCAGGCCACCCUCGCCCGCCACGUCCGCAUCGCCUCGCCCGAGGCCAUGGCCGCCGUCCGCUCGCGCGAGUGCAGGCGCAUGCUCGCCGAGCACCAGACCCUCGUCCUCGACUCCACCUUCCUGUGGGGCGCCGACACGUACUGGCUCCUCGACCGCUUCCCCAAGCUCGUCUCGUUCCGCCUCGAGUACGACCCGCUCCGCGGCAACACGGACGGCCAGCGCGAGCGCGACGACGAGUGGCUCACGUGGGACGUUCUGCGGCACCCUUCCCUCACCGGCGUCAGCAAGCUGUCGAUCGUCGCCGACCUCGAGGACCCCGAGGACACGACCCCCCUGUCGCUCCCCGUCACGCACGCCACGCUCGGCCGGCUCCCGUACGAGCACAACGCGUGGCUGCACCACGCCAUCUUCACGGGCUCCAAGGCGACCCUGCGCGACGUGUCGCUCGACUUCAGCAAGGACGUGACGGACAAGCUCGCGCUCGACAACCUCAUCGAGGAGUUCCAGGCCGUCGCGGCGACCGUCGAGCACCUCCACUUCCUCAACAAGCCCAACAUCAACUUCCUCAUGUCGCUCCACUCGAAGAUGAACGCGAUCAAGAUGCCCUUCUUCUACUCGUGCUCGUACCCCCUCCUCCCCAACGCUCUCGCGCCGUUCAACAUCCUCGCCCUCGCCGUCGUCAACAACGGCACGUCGCUCGUCGAGUUUGCCCUCGUCGAGCCGCCGUACCUCGAGCGCGCGACCGACGACGACCACGAGGCGCUCGUCCUGCGCUACAUCGCCGCGUUCGGCUCGCGCCUCGACUCGUUCAACAUGAUGGGCCGCAAGUUCCGGUUCCGGUUCCCGCGCGAGUGGGCGGCGCGGUUCGUCAAGUUGCCCGAGAUUGCGCGCUUCCUCGACCGCGCCGGCGCUCGUGGGUGCGACGUGUGGUGCGGCGCCGAGCAGCGCUUCGAGUCGACGGCCAAAGCCAUGGAGAAGCGUAAGGGCAAGCGCGUCGCGACCGGCGGCGUUCCCGACGACGACGAUGACGUCGAGGCCAACACGCCGCCAAUGCCGACGCUCGCCCAGGUUCAGCAGGUCCUCCGCCAGAUGACGGCUCCGGGUGCAGCAGGUGCCGCCGCUCGCGCUCAGGCCGCCGCCGCUCGCGCGCUCCUCCCGCCGCCGGCUGCACCUGCCGCGCCGAGCAAGGCCAAGGCCAAGGGCAAGGGCAAGGUCGGCGACAAGGUCAAGGGCAAGGGCAAGAGCAAGGCGGGCGAGAAGGGCAAGGGCAAGUCGGCCGCCGUCGCCCCGCCGCAGGAGGACGAGCCCGAGGACGACGGCGGUCUGAUCGUCGGCUCGAGCAAGGGCAAGGGCAAGUCGGUCGCUGUCGAGGCGGACGAGGAGGACGAGAGCGGGCCUGCGGUCGGGUCGAGCAAGGGGAAGGGCAAGGCCCGGGCGUGA
Rhodotorula graminis WP1 is the source of this 1581-nucleotide messenger RNA. RefSeq lists its product as uncharacterized. The transcript has 3 exons. The coding region runs from base 1 to 1581 and encodes 526 amino acids. NCBI's taxonomy places the organism in Eukaryota, Fungi, Basidiomycota, Microbotryomycetes, Sporidiobolales, Sporidiobolaceae. The record is from RefSeq and is a predicted model, not a curated record.